UCUGGCAGUCCGCCGAGACCUCGCCGCGCUCACAGCCUUCGGACUCCAACACACGACGUUCACAGUCGUAGGGUCCCGUCUGAACCAAGGCGAGAGAGAGAGAGAGAGAGAGAGAGAAAGGGGGAAACUUUUAGCAACCUUCUCAUUUCAGUUUUUACCGUCAUUUUAAUCACAGUCCAACCCGAGCUGGCUUUGGAUGCAGCUUUACACAUGAAACUUAAUUCAACUUUGCUGAUUUCGCCCGCGAUUAAAAACCAAAACAAACAAAAGACUUUCAGCUGAGUUUUUAAAGAAGUUUUUACUCCAAUGUUUUGUUUGCCUCUAUUUUUACAGGGGAAUUGUGGAACGACGCGCACACUUUACAAAUAACUAAGAAGAAAGGAACACUUGAAAGGGAAAAGUUUUCGGACAGCUGGCGGUUUUUGCUUUUGCUCAUUUUCUUUUGAAGGCAUAGCAUAUUUUAACAGUAAUUUGUACAGAACAGCCAAGGUUCACAAAGGCCCAAGCACUGUAUACUAAAAGUUCAGUUAGCGAGUUAGCUAAUCAACAAACUUGCUAACUUAACUUUAGUUCAGCAGCGAAGCGCAAGGGAAAACAGGGAACGAGCCGUAACAACGCUGCUCCAUGAGGAAACCCAGCGUGGGAGUUGAAAAUCUCUUUAAACGUUGAACAUUUGUAACCUCUCGUUAUUACAACUCUUGUCUUAUUUAACUAUCAAAAAUGAAGAGGAUAACAGUGUUGUCUGUAGUUUGCACAUUGGCCGUGAUUUUUGCCUCGGCAGCGGCUGAGCCGAAGUCUAAAAGCUGCAAUGAAGUCCGACUAGCGUACAGUUCCAAAGGUUUCAACCUCAAUGAUGUUCCCAACCAAGGAGUGAACGGUGCCCACCUGAAGGUGUGUCCGCAGGGAUUCACCUGCUGCACAGUGGAGAUGGAGGAGAAGCUGAGUCAGCAGAGCCGCUCCGACCUGAAGGCCCCGGUCAGCCAGCUGAGCUCCAACCUGCAGAGCACCUUCACCCAGCGGCACCGCCACUUCGACCAGUUUUUCCGGGAGCUGCUGAACAACGCCGAGCGCUCGCUGCACGACAUGUUCGUGCGCACCUACGGCCUGAUGUACGUGAAGAACGCCGAGCUCUUCAAGCACUUCUUCGCCGAGCUGAAGCGCUACUACGCCUCGGGCAGCGCGGCGGUCAACCUGGACGCCAUGCUGGCCGACUUCUGGGCCGAGCUGCUGGAGCGCAUGUUCCGGCUGGUCAACGUGCAGUACGAGUUCUCCGACGCCUACAUGGAGUGCGUCAGCCGCCACACCGAGCAGCUCAAGCCCUUCGGCGACGUGCCGCGCAAGCUCCGCCUCCAGCUGACCCGCGCCUUCGUGGCCGCCCGCACCUUCACCCGCGGCCUGGCGCUCAUGCAGGACGUGGUGGCCAAAGUCUCCACGGUGAGCGCGUCUCCGGGCUGCGUCCGCGCCGCCAUGAAGAUGCUCUACUGCCCCUACUGCUCCGGCCAGGUGGCCCUCAAGCCCUGCCAGAACUACUGCCUCAACGUGCUGCGGGGCUGCCUGGCCAACCAGGCCGACCUCGACACCGAGUGGAACAACUUCCUGGAUGCCAUGCUGAGUUUGGCAGAAAGACUGGAGGGGCCGUUUAAUUUCGAGUCUGUGAUGGACCCGAUCGAUGUGAAGAUCUCCGAUGCCAUCAUGAACAUGCAAGAGAACAGCAUGCAAGUCUCACAGAAGGUGUUCCAGGGGUGUGGCCAGCCAAAGCUAGCCAUGGGUUUCCGGUCCCGGCGCUCCGUGAAGGAGGGCGGCUUCACAGGUCGGUUCCGCCCUUACAGCCCUGAUGCCCGGCCCACCACCGCAGCGGGAACCAGCCUUGACAGACUGGUGACGGAUGUGAAGAAGAAGCUGAAACACGCAAAGAAGUUCUGGUCCACGCUGCCAGAGACGGUGUGUGCCGGGGAGAGGGUGGCGCCUGGGGACGAGUGCUGGAAUGGCACUGCCAAGAGCAGGUAUGAGUCAGUCGUCAUGGGUAACGGCCUGGCCAAUCAGGUAGCCAACCCAGAUGUAGAAGUCGACAUCACAAAGCCGGACAUGGUGAUUCGCCGGCAGAUUGCUGUGCUGAAGGAGAUGACCAGCUGGCUGAAAGCGGCCCACAGCGGCCAUGACAUCUCCACUGGCCUCGACGAUGACGGCAGCGGCGGAGAGGAGAGCGGGAGCGGCUGCGACUCUCCCUCCUGUGAGGAGGACCGGGACAUGUACUUCUCCACCGCCGCCCCCGAGAAACCCCGCGUGGUCCAGGUGGUGCACGGGGAGAGGGAUUCCACCAGCGCCGCCCCUGUGGCGCGGGGCGGCAUUGCGCUGGCGCUGGGAGGGCUCGCCCUGGCCCUGCUAACCCCCCACUGGAGAUAAGAGCGGAGAUGGAGAGGGAGAUUGUGAGAUCGGAGGAGGGAGAGAAGGGGGGACUGUCAGAGACGACAUUAAAUACUGCCUUCAGGACCUCUGUCUGCCUGCCGUCUGGGGAGGACUCUGAGUUAUUAAUAUUGUAAUAACUUCACUUUUGAUGUUUUUGUUUUUUUGUUUUUUUUUUGUCAACGGACAUCAGUGUACAGCAAUGGGAUAUUUCCUUCCAAUAUUUCUUUUUUUUAUUUGUUUCUGUUAUUGAGUUGCCUUUUAUUUUCUUGAAGCCCUAAAAUUAGGUUUCCCCUGCAACAUCAACAGUGUUGACAUUUUAACAUAGUAUCUCUUCAUUUUGUUUUUUUAUUGGGUUUCUUUGAGAUUGAUCAUCUGAGAAAGGUAAUGUUGGGUGUAUUUGAGAGAGA
Megalops cyprinoides (Indo-Pacific tarpon) is the source of this 2813-nucleotide messenger RNA. RefSeq names its product glypican-4-like. The transcript is spliced from 9 exons. Lineage: Eukaryota; Metazoa; Chordata; Actinopteri; Elopiformes; Megalopidae. Bases 721 to 2403 code for a protein of 560 amino acids. Gene Ontology annotation, biological process: regulation of protein localization to membrane; regulation of signal transduction; cell migration. The record is from RefSeq and is a predicted model, not a curated record. Gene Ontology annotation, cellular component: cell surface; synapse; extracellular region.